Messenger RNA from Klebsormidium nitens, 936 nucleotides. The record is from the annotation of a GenBank genome assembly. NCBI's taxonomy places the organism in Eukaryota, Viridiplantae, Streptophyta, Klebsormidiophyceae, Klebsormidiales, Klebsormidiaceae.
GUCUCACAGCAUUUGUGCGCUGGGUGAGGCGCCACAAUCCUCUCUUAUCCCACGGAGCUAGUCGCAAGGGGCAACAUUGGCUUGGCUAGAAAGGUGCCCCUACAGGAUCAGCCGCAUAGCGGCAGCUGCUGGGCGGUUCAGCUCGGCAGCUCGUUCCCAUGCUGCUCCUAAGAACAGUGAGUUGUUGGGAGAUCUCAUUCUCAGGCAACAGAGUAAGCUAUCAGCUUAGAGGUUGUCGGAAAAUACCAGAAUCAGCAUCCUCUAAGCAAUGCUGUGCGUGGGGCUGUAAGCUGGAUUCAAGUCACGAUCUGCAGGCGUAGGAUCAGCUGAUACUGCGAAAUUGUCUUGCAAAAUUGCUGCCAAGACAUCCUGGCAGGCAGCCCUGAGCUGCAGGAGCUGCUGCUGCUGAACACUUUGAUUGCACGUCUGCAUGCAAUGGCGGCAUCGGAUGCUGCCAAACUAGAGAAGACUAUUGGGCAAACCAGGGUCCUGCUAUUCUGGCCAAACAUCGUGGACUAUGUCAGAAUAGUCAUGGCAGUUGGCACUUUCUUUGGGCCCUGGGACCAGAGAGAGCAGCCGCUGCUGUUUGCUGCACUCUACGUGGCGGGAUUCUUUCUAGAUGGUGUAGAUGGCAUUCUCGCAAGAAGCCUCAAUCAGGUUUCUUCCUUUGGAGCCUUUCUGGACGUGUGCAUAGACAACGGGGUGCGACAAGUGAUGUGGACAAUGGCUGUCCCGGGUCCAGUCGGAUGCUUGCUUCCCGCUCUAGAGUGGCUAGUUUUAGCGGCUACUCACAGCCAAGGGGGUGCAGCCUGGAAGGAAGGGUGCUUCAGAGAUGCACCUUGGCAGGGCGUAUUGUUUCUUUGUGGAGCUGUGGACCUUGCAGCGGCAUCUGGGGUCCCUCCUAAAAGAAGACGAGAAAGGAGCUUCUCAUCGUAA